Stylonychia lemnae is the source of this 3405-nucleotide messenger RNA. The record is from the annotation of a GenBank genome assembly. NCBI's taxonomy places the organism in Eukaryota, Ciliophora, Spirotrichea, Sporadotrichida, Oxytrichidae.
AUGAAUGGGAGCCUUAGCGGUAAUAAUAAUGACUACCUCUCUUAAAGAUUUCAGAGACAUAAGUCGCAUGAAUGCAAGCAUCACUAAUUUUGUGAAAACACUGUUCCUUCGACACCACGAGAUUCAGAGACAGAUAAUCCACUCCCUAAACGUAAAAUUAAAGAUAGCAAAGGGAACUCAAUUAACAUGAAAAAUUUAAAUGUAAAUCCUCUGCAUAGUGACUAAAGACUUGUUGUUACAAACAGAGGCCUCGACGAUUGGUUGGCUAAGAAUUUUGGACUCUCUCUUGAUAACAUUCCUUAAAUAAAACCUUAUCAUGUCCCUAUAACAGGUGCCACAACCACUAAAUCUACUGCAAGUCGUAGUAAAAGAGCAAACAAUUAUAAUAACAAUAAACCUGUAAAUCCUUUGGAUAGUCUUGAAAAUUCUCCAACUAAUAAAGGCAAAAAGAUUAAAAACAUGCUUUCUUAGAGAAAAAAUUAGCCAUCUAUUAAUGAGAGUUUCACCUAAAUUCAGCCAAUCGUUUAUAAUAUAAAUGAGAAAGUUAAAUCAGAGUUUAUUGAAUAGGAAUUCAAGCAAAUUUCAAAAGACUUUAAAAGUUAAAUUAAUGAUUCAUUCAACUAUUAUCAAAAUCAAACUAAAGAUAGUAGUAAUUUCAACAUAAAAUCUGGGUAGAGUACUCUUCAUGAUCGUGCUAAAAGCCCUAUCGUUUUUUCAUCAUAGCUUACUCUAUAAAAGAGAGCUUUGAUUCAAAGACUGGUAGGUAAAUUAGACGGGGUUGUUAGUAGAGAUGAACUUGAAGAGUCUAUAGUUAUUCACCAAUCUUUUGAAAAGUCCUUCAAAGAUAAAAGUUAGUUAAAUAUAAAAAACCAAAAUGAUGCAUCUAGACUAUCUAUUAAUGAUUAUCCAACUUUAAUGAAUAAUCGAACUUUAUCGUUUGGAGGAACUGUUACAAAUUAAAAGAGGCUUUUCACCUCUUAGAACUAAAGACUUGGAAAUAUGAAAAUCAAUCUUAAUAAUUCAAGUGGCAGUGUAUUUGUCAAGGAUGAUUAAUAAUAGAAAAAAGAAGAAAUAAAAAUUGAAAAUCCCUAUCAAAGUAAUUUACUCUACAGAGACUCGCAGCUAUUAACUAAAAUCAAGAAUAAGUUUAACUUAAGUGGUGAUGUUAUUGUUGAUUAAAAUGGAAGUAGCAGAGAUAUAUCAAGAAUAAGCUCACAGAGAGCUUCAAGAACUAAUAUUAGGAGUUUAGGAGGUCUUCGAGGAUCUAAUCAUAUCAAUAGAAUCAAGGAAAUGAGAGAGAAGGCUUUUUCAGAUUUUUAAGAGACAAUACGCUAAAGUUCAGCCUUUAAUCAUUAUAUUAAGGAUAAAAUUAUGAGCAAAGACUAGCAAGUUGAAUCACAGAGUAUGUAUGGAGGUAGUGACCUAAGAUCUGGAGCAUUAGACGAUAUUCCUGUUGAUAAUUCUUCACAAGAAGAUGAUGAGGUAGAUUAUGAUAUAUAGAGGGAAUUGGCUCCCCUUGAUUACAAGCAAACUUCUGAAUAGUCAAAUAGAAUGCAAACAGACUUUAAUAAAACUAAUUAAAUUUCUUCUGCAUCCCAAGAUAGAGCUAAAGUUUUCAGGGGUAAAUUUUCUAUCUUAAUCCAACUAUUAGACUCUGACUUUUGGUAUCACAAAGGGAUAACAACUGGCUAAAAGAAUUAAAUGCAAACAGCUGUUGAAUGCUACAAAUAAGCACUUAAACUUAUCAAACCUGACUGGUCAGAUGCCUAUUAUGGUGCUUGUUUAAGUUCAUUUAAGCUCACUCAAUACGAUAAAGCUUUAGGCUUCAUCGAUUAAGCCAUUGAUAAGCUAUCAGACAUGAAACAGCAAUAGAAAAAUGCUUAUGUUUACAUGAAGGCGGUCUGCUUAAAGAAAUUAAGAAGAUACUAAGAUUGCUUGGAUACAUAUAAGGAGUUGCAUGAUAUUAUAAUGAGAACUGAGAAUCAAGAAAUUGUUAAAUAUGUAUUUGGAAUAAUUCUCCUGCCAUUUUAAAAUGAUAGAAGGCUUACUACAGAUUAUGUUGAGAACUUUGAAAAUUUGAUGGAUUUCUAUUAGCCAAGAAAUACAAUUACUGAUCCGAUCUGUCUAUAUUUUGUUGACGGUGAUGGAUGGAAGACAGAUAAAGUAGACUUAGUUGUGACUAAGAUCAAGGACAGAUCUUUUUUCAAAAGAUUUAAUCGACUUUAGAUAAAAUCCUUUUUGAAACAUAUGAGUGUUAAAAAGUAUAAAACUGAUGAAAUCAUCUUUAUUGAAGAUGCUGUAGCUGUAAUUCUUGAGGGAGUAGUUCAUUUAAAAUCUCACAGUGAAAAUAUAUUACCUCCAAAACUACUUGCCAAAUUUGAGUAGGGGGAUAUAUUAGGCUAUGAGAAGUCAGAUAAUGGCCUAUCCAGAAAAGUUGAAACUUGGGGGAUAGUUAAACAUCCCACAGAGGUUGCAUUUUUUCACCCUCAAUAAUUCGAUGUAAAAUUCUAUUUUUUUGGACUACUAUCAGAUUAAACUAUUUACAUGCUAGCUUAUGAAUUUGUAAAAGUGAAAAAGUUUUAGCCAGGUGAAAUGAUAAUGAAGCAGUCAAAAAGAUCAAUUCUUAACUUUUUCUAUAAGGAGUUCUUUGAAAACAAGAUGACUUCGUUACAGAUAGCUAUGAAUGAAUAAAAAGAUAGGAUUAUGAGCUAGGAUGAUGAUUAAAAAGUCUCUGGAUUUUAAAUAAUGAUGCAAUAAUUAAAUGUCAAAAUAAAUUAAGCCUAAAACGAUAGAGAUAAGUACAGAGAUCCUAAAGGAUACUAGCAGAAGAUGAAUGAAUUAGCUUAGGAAAAAGAGCGUAAAAAGCUAUAAGAUGAAGAGGAAGAUAUAAUAUCGCAGGAAGAGCCGAGGCAUAAUAACGAAGAGGUAGCUGAAUUUAAAACUCCUGAACAUGUCAAAAACGAACGAAAAGAGCUGAAUCUAUUAAAGACAACAGUAGAUAAUGUGGGAGAAUACAGUCACUUGAUCAAUGAUAUAAAGGAACUUGAAACAGAUGGUGUUUAUGUAAUUGAUACUGGGAAAUGCUUGAUAGUUAACCCUUAUGAUAACUACUAAAUAAGCACAAUUUAAAGAGGAGAUUUCUUUGGGGAAUCACAUGAACUAAAAGUCCCAGUAAAAAUAAGAAUUUUUUAUUAAACUUUUAUUUAGAGCAUAAAUUACUUUGGGGAUAUCAUAGCUGAUAAAAAGGAAGUCACUUGUCUCUUCAUUUCAACUAAAAAUUUCUUAAGAAUCCCGAUUUACGAAUUAGAGAAAAUCAGAGAGAUGUGCUCUAAGAAGCUACAAUCUUUGUAGUACACUGCCAGCAAAAAAUAUGGAAUCUCUAUGGAAGAAUUAUCCAAAUAUUGA